AGUUUCAGAUUAUACAGUAUACUGUAUAUAAUCUGCCUAGAAUAAGGCAGCUUCAUUUAACUUCAAAAGUUAACCAUUACUGUUCCUAUUGAGAAGGCUGAUUAAAUUCAGCUGAAAAAGUGUUAAAUUUUCAGUAUGUUUAAAAUUGGUUCCACAUUAAUGGGGGCCGGAGUAGGAUUUGUUGCAGGUGGCCCAGUUGGAGCAAUUAUAGGCGGUGUUACAGACAGUAGCUUCCCGUCAUUCUGGCAAGAUUCGGACAAUAGAAUUGAAGAUGCCACCGUUUCAGUUUUAAGAGGUUCAAAUGAAUAUGAAGAUGUUGAAAGACGAAUAGCUAGAAGUAUAUCAGGAGAACAAUGUGUCACAAUUAAAAAAAUUUUGAGAGUACAAAAUACAGAUCUAUUCUCUCAAUAUCGUUUAUAUAAAGAGAAAAUUGAUAAAGAAAUUAAGGGAAAUUCGGAUAUAGCGCCAGUUUAUCAUGGAACCGAAGAGGAUGUUGCAAUCAAGCUAUGUUUUAAGGGAUUUAACAGAAAUUUCAAUAAAACGGGGGCAUAUGGAAAAGGCUCUUAUUUUGCUCGAGAUAUCAAAUAUUCACUACGUAAUCCAUACAGUCCUAUAAAUGAGCAUGGAGAAAAAUUUAUUUUCGAAUGUCAAAUUGUCGCUGGAAAGUAUUGUAACGGGCAUGGUAAAAUGAAAGAACCUCCAGAAGGAUAUCACUCAACAGUUGAUAACGAGAACAAUCCAACAUUAUUUUCAAUUUAUCACGAUAGUGGAAGUUAUCAACUAUGGUUAAUCAUUCUUCAGACUGCAUCCAAGCCAAUACAAGGAAAUUUGCAAGAUCUAGAUGAGAGACUUGCCAAAAAAAUGUCUCCAGCGAAAUGGAGGGAAUGCCUCGAUUAUAGAGAUAUGGAUUCACUUACGCUAGAAAAUUUGAAUUUCCCCGAUAUUUAUAAAAGUAAAGGUAAAGAGGAUAUACCUUUGACGUGGGAAAAGGAAGGAUCUAGAUUGAAAGUUGGACUUGUUGAAAUAGGGGCAAACAGCAACGAAUUUAAUGAUAUCACUUAUCUUGGAGAGGGAACAUACUUUCAUAGGACUUCCGCUGGAGUUCUUAAAGAACAAGAAUCUGAAGGUAAACUUGAAGGGCAAAAAAUUUUGUUAGAAUGUCAAAUUAUUGUUGGAUGCUUCUGUCAAGGAUAUCUAGAUAUGAAAGAGCCUGCUAAUAAUUGCGACUCCACUGUUGACAAUAUGGAUAAUCCAAAUGAAUUUUCAAUUUAUCAUGAUAGUGAUGCCUACCCAGCUUACUUAAUUGUUUUUGAAAAUGAAACGGAGCGUAUCUUGUAUACUUCGUCUAUAUUCAGAAUUGUAAAAGAUAGAAUUGAAAAUCAAAAAUCUGAUAUAAUUGCAUAUAGCUCUCCUUUUACAAUGGAUUUAAGCUCAAGUAAUAUUCCACAGUCCUUAUGGAAUAAAGCAGGAAAUGAAUUACAACAGGAAUGUAAGCAGAAGCAGGGAAGUGUAAAAUCUGGUGAAAUAAUUGUAACUGGUGGUUAUAACCUUCAUUGUGAAGAAAUAUGUGGAGACGGCAGUUUAGAAAUUACCAUGGUUAUAUUCGAAGACGACCCUAAACUCUAUGAUAUUAAGGAUGCAGCUAAGAAAAUCUUUGGCUUUUAA
This is a messenger RNA of Dimorphilus gyrociliatus, 1665 nucleotides long. The record is from the annotation of a GenBank genome assembly. Lineage: Eukaryota; Metazoa; Annelida; Polychaeta; Dinophilidae.